CGGCGGCCGCCCCCGAGCAGAUUCCCAUGCCUCACAACAGCUCAUCUGUGUUUGCAUGACAGCAAAGCUCCAACGGCCCGGUGAAGAAGUCUAUGCGAGAGAAGGCUGUGGAACGCAGGAAUGUUAACAAGGAGCACAACAGCAACUUCAAAGCGGGAUACAUUCCCAUUGAUGAAGACCGUCUCCAUAAGACAGGCUUACGUGGCAGGAAAGGCAACUUGGCUAUUUGUGUGAUUGUUCUUCUUUUUAUUUUGGCUGUCAUCAAUCUCGUUAUUACAUUAGUUAUCUGGGCAGUGAUUCGAAUCGGCCCCAAUGGCUGUGACAGUAUGGAGUUCCAUGAGAGUGGCCUCUUGAGGUUUAAGCAAGUUUCUGACAUGGGUGUCAUACAUCCAUUAUAUAAAAGCACUGUAGGAGGCAGGCGUAAUGAAGAUUUGGUGAUCACUGGAAACAAUCAGCCUAUUGUAUUUCAGCAAGGCACAACUAAGCUUAGCGUGGAAAAAGACAAAACAUCUAUUACCAGUGAUGUUGGGAUGGAAUUUGUUGACCCAAGGACACAAAAUACCUUGUUCAGCACAGACUAUGAAACUCACGAGUUCCAUCUGCCGAAUGGAGUUAAGAUCUUGAAUGUACAGAAAGCCUCUACAGAGAGGAUUACCAGCAAUGCAACCAGUGAUCUAAACAUAAAGGUUGAUGGCCGUGCUAUUGUUCGUGGAAAUGAAGGUGUUUUCAUCACAGGCAAGACCAUUGAGUUUCGAAUGGGGGGUAACAUGGAACUUAAAGCAGAAAACAGUAUCAUCCUGAAUGGAACUGUGAUGGUCAGCCCAAUGAGACUGCCAAGUUCUUCUUACGGGGAACAGUUUAAUAACGGCAACUGGCUGCGUUUCAAGCUCUGCAUGUGUGCAGACGGGACACUGUUCAAGGUUCAGGUGACAGGUUAUAACAUGGGGUGCCAGACUUCUGUCAAUCCGUGUGGAGCCACGCACUAGAGUGCAAACCACUACCAGGAGAGUUCUCUUUUGUGUUUACAUGUAUUUGUAUGAAGUAAUUGCAUGCCUUCAAGGAUUUCUGUUUUUACAGCAGUUUAUGCUAACAUUUAUUACAUAAUAUUUUAAAGCAAAGGCUGUUGUGUUCAGCAGUAUUUCGGCCCUGUCCUGUUAGCUGCAGCAGUGGCACUGAUGUACUGAGCUUUUCGUCUACAUGCCUUCUGAAGUACCUUCCUGAAUUUGGAUCAGUAGAGUAUAUAUUCAACCAAUGUGAUCUCAGCAACAAUCUUGACUGCCUUCGGUUGCGUUUAAAGGAAGUUUGCCCUGCCCCCCAAGACCUCAAGGGCUGCUGAGAACACAACUGCAAUCUGAAAUACUUCAGUAGGAAUAUCAAUCUGUUGUUGGAAGUGCAUUUGCCUGGGAUGGCUGAAGUGGCCAUUUCUGUCUUCAUUUCUUGCCAAAGGCUGACAGAAUGAUUUCCCCAAAAAUUAUGUGGUUUACCAUAUGUGUACUAAGAGGAGUGAUGGCACACUCAUUUUAAAAUACUGCAUUAUUUCUGCGGUAUAUUCCCAUGUAAUUAAAGAAAAAAAGUAUGCUAGCACAAAUAUUUGCAAGUAUCAAUAAUACCAAGUUUGGAAAUGUAACUCCAAUUUCAAAGUAAUCUUGCAGUUAUUUAAGUGUUGCUUGAGCUCCCAGUCUAUCUGUGCAGUUUAGGGAUUCUACAGUUGCUUAAUUUAUGUGAAGUAUUUGUAAAAUGUAUUUAUAUUAGAAGUACAUUUUUAAAGAUGCACUUAAAACUUGCUCACUACCCAAAAGUAAUUUCCUGCAUGGUUGAAUGUGAACAGUUACUCAACAGGUAAUAAUCUGGAGCAUGACUUUAAGCAGCAGUGUGUGAGAUCAGAUCUCUUUCUCCCUAUAAACAUCAGAACUGAUGCAUUAUUGAGAACCUCAGAAUUAAAUUCUGGAGUAAAAUUACAGGUCUGUAAAUCUAAAGGUGAGGGCACCAACUCCUAUGACAGCAGAGUAUAUACAUGUGCAUCUGAAGUUGUCGGCAGUGAAACUGUGCCUGUGGUGAACUGGGACCUUAUAGAAACUGUUAAUAGCCUUGUAAGUGCUUUUGCAGAGGUAAGGUGUUGUGUACUAAAAACAGACCAGCUCAUUGUAAGUUUCCCACUCCACCACCCUCCAUAUUUUCUUCAUUUUAAAAUCGUUUUGUUUCACAGUCACAUCAAGUAACAUUUACUUCGCAAGUAGUUUUUUGACAAGUUUUUCUAGAUAAGCACACAAUUCUCUUCCUAGAAGUUGUGCAAAUGUUACACAUUAACUUAAGAAUUGGUAAUUUGUUUAGGGAAGAUAAAGUAUCUGCCCUUGUUUUAUAGCUCUCGAAGUACUUAGAAUUCCACAAGAUACAAAUCAGCUCCUGCUGCAACAAGAAGUUCGUAUCUAACGUCCCAGUUGCUGUAUUUAUUAGCAGUCAGUAAGUCCUCACUCAGGGUGUGCGUGGGUGGAGGUGAUUUCUGGAGGGGGAAUCCUCAGGUCGGGCAUUCUGCCACACAGGAGGUUAGAGGGGUCAUUGCUCUAAGGCAAAGACUGACUUUGAUGCUCAGCAGUUGGGGUUGGAGGGGGUGGGUAGCCUUAGAGCUGCUCUAACAAACAGAAUAAGCAGAAUAAAAUGUAGCAAAAGUCACUGAAUUGCUCACAGUAAAGAUCACGGGAAAGUACUAACAUUUGGUAUAUUUUCUGAACUUCCUAGUGUUACUACAGUUAAUACUUGCUAACCACUUAAACACACAUUUUGCUGAAAACAUACAUACAUCAUUGUCACUAAGUAGUGCCCAAAUUAGUAUCUGUUACAGUAUUGAGAAGGAAAUAAACUAAAAAUGUUAGAAUUUUCACUCAUGCUAACGGAAGUUUGUCACUUUAUUUUUAUAUAAAUAGACACAUACUUAUAAAAUAUAAGCAGCAGCAUCCUUAAAGCUGAAAUCUUGAAAAUGGCAGAUACUGCCUUGGUCAAGUAGAUUACACAUGGAGAGCAUGUUAAAGCUCUUUGGUUAAUACUGACGUGCCUAUAUACAACUAUUAGAUUCUUGUGACUGUCAAGAGUUCUGUUUAAAAUACCAUACGCAACACAGCUGAAGGAUUUGUCACAAAGGUACUCUUAAAUCAUGGUCUGGAGAGUUGGUCUUGAAGUGUGGAUUUUUUGUUAAAAUGUAGCAAAACUGGUAAUACAGGUACCUAAUGAAAUAGAAUAUCUAUUUGUUACCACUAUUUAUGUACUGUUAAUAUUUUUAUUGCCUUCACUACACAGUUCGAGGAGUGUCAGCCCCACACAUGCCAUGUGCUGUGUAUUUAUUGGUUGUUUAUCUUCUAACUGCCUAAGGUACAUUUUUCUUUCUGUAUUUAAAGCAUGGUGUGGCACAUUACUUAUUGUAAUCCUACAGAUGCACUUAAGAUUGUGUGUUUAAAGUACAUUCUACAUGCCUGUGUGUAAAACACCUUACUGGGUACGUUGAAACAACUUAAAUGUGAAGAAUUUUCAGCAUAUGUAAAGGUGGUGGUUGUUUCAAUAAGUAGAAGACAAUUGAAUUUCUCAGCUUUGUUUUGUAAUGAAACAAUAAAUCCUAACAUAUGCA
This is a messenger RNA of Apus apus (common swift), 3616 nucleotides long. RefSeq names its product sarcoglycan beta (gene SGCB). The coding region runs from base 93 to 986 and encodes 297 amino acids. NCBI's taxonomy places the organism in Eukaryota, Metazoa, Chordata, Aves, Apodiformes, Apodidae. Gene Ontology annotation, cellular component: sarcoglycan complex; sarcolemma. Gene Ontology annotation, biological process: muscle organ development. The record is from RefSeq and is a predicted model, not a curated record. The transcript has 6 exons.